This is a messenger RNA of Hydatigera taeniaeformis, 495 nucleotides long. The record is from the annotation of a GenBank genome assembly. Lineage: Eukaryota; Metazoa; Platyhelminthes; Cestoda; Cyclophyllidea; Taeniidae.
AUGCUCUUUUUGAGUGGAUUUUUUGAUGCAGGAAUAAAUUUGAUUCGGAGCGCAUACUUUGCCGUGAGAUGGUCAUCCCUUUAUGGCUAUGUGCUUGCACCUUACCCGAAUAUUUACUUACAAGAUUUUAGCAUCAGGCCAGUAGACGUUUGCGAAACUGUCGAAGCGGCUGAAAAGUUUGUUGAUGUUUCUUCCCGUGGAAGUGUGAGAGAGAAGACAGAAGGGGACAAGCGCUUGGGUUCAUCCUCCAGUCUUGGGCCUGAUCCGAUGACCUUGGAGUGCAUAAAAGUUCUCCAAGAGCAGCGCUUAGCACCGGAAUCAGAGGUGAACCCAGUUGGUUCUGCUGUGAAGGAGAAUCGGGAUCCAGAAACAAUUAAAGUUGGGGCUUCCUUUGGGGAUUUUCUCUUAUCCCGGCAGUUUGAUUACGACUCAAGCAGCACAGAGCAAAAACCUGGCGAAAUAUCCAUAGGGGGACUCAUCGAUGAGAAAAGGUAG